This is a messenger RNA of Stylophora pistillata, 856 nucleotides long. Its product is annotated as protein SpAN-like. Lineage: Eukaryota; Metazoa; Cnidaria; Anthozoa; Scleractinia; Pocilloporidae. The record is from RefSeq and is a predicted model, not a curated record. Gene Ontology annotation, biological process: proteolysis. Gene Ontology annotation, molecular function: metalloendopeptidase activity; zinc ion binding.
UGCGGGUAGCAUCAGUCUACAGGAGAAGUUUUCACUGGCAAGAAAACUUAAGCUGACUAAGUAUAAGAAUUCAUUAACAAGACAAAGAAGCAUGGAGUACCUCUGCUUCCUUCUGUUGGUGACAGCAGGCUUGGUUGCAUCUGAAAAUCCUGAUGAAAACUUGGAAGUGGAUGAUAAGGAUUUGUUCGAGGGAGAUAUGAUUGUCCCUCCCGAUGUCUUCUAUAAAGCCGAGCACGGAAUGGAUGUUGAUAGCUCUCGCAAAAGAGGUGCGAUCAGAAGCAGACUGUGGCCGUCAGGAGUGGUUCCUUAUGUCAUCUCUAGAAGCCUUGCUGGAAGUACGUCUCCCAUUUAUGCAGGAAUGAGAGAAUGGUCAAGAAAGACAUGCAUCCGUUUUAAGAGGCGAACAAAUGAAAGAGCCUUCAGACCUCGAGGGUGUUAUUCAAAUGUGGGCAGAACUGGAAGAUCUCAAAUUAUUAACCUUGGUCCCGGAUGCCGGACUCUAGGAAUUGUUGCCCAUGAAAUCGGCCAUGCCAUUGGAUUCUUUCAUGAACAGUCUCGUUCCGAUAGAGAUAAAUUCGUCACAGUGCUGUUGCAAAAUGUAAUACCAGGGACAGAGAAUAAUUUUAGGAAGUACCCAAGGUCAGUCAUUGAUUCUCUUGGAACCUUUUACGAUUAUAGAAGCUUAAUGCAUUACGGAAGCAGAGUAUUCAGCAAGAACGGCAGACUUCCAACCAUAAUAACAAAAAACCCGAGGGUAUUUAUUGGCCAGCGGAGGCGCUUAAGUCCAAUUGAUGCACAGCAAGCCAACCUUUUGUACCGAAAUGAAUGUAGAAAGAGAGGAGGGGGAGGAGCUUAA